Messenger RNA from Triticum dicoccoides, 803 nucleotides. Its product is annotated as proline-rich protein 36-like. Lineage: Eukaryota; Viridiplantae; Streptophyta; Magnoliopsida; Poales; Poaceae. The record is from RefSeq and is a predicted model, not a curated record. The coding region runs from base 1 to 672 and encodes 223 amino acids. The transcript has 3 exons.
AUGAUCCGGCCGCUGUCAUUUAGUCGCAAUAGAUGGGAGUUCACCCCGUCCACGCACGCGCUUGACCAUCCACACACGGACGCGCUCGCGCACUCGCUCGCGUCGUGCCUACCGCCGCUCCCCUGCCUCGCCCCUCCCCCCAUCUCGUUCCCACUGGACCAGGCGUGGCGCCCCGCGCUGCCACGUCGGCGGCGAGGGGAUAAGGGCAGCCCCGACGCCUCGGGCUCCCUCCCCACUCGCCCACUCCACCCAGCUCUUCCUCUCCGCCUUUCCCUCUCCCCACCAGAUCCCCUUACACCCCUCCCCCAACGUCUUCUUCCCCAACGUCUUCGUCGCCGCCCGCCGUCGUCCACACAGCCACCGACCGCCUCUCGUCUCGCCGGUGUGUCCAAGAGCAUCCUCGUCCUUGCCUACGUCGUCUACAUCUACCCGUUCGAGCUCAACAUCACCACCACGUGGAUCGGCCCCGUCUUCCUCAUCUUCGCCCGCUGGCCGCCGUCAUCGACCACCUCCUUCAACCUCUGCCGUCGGCGAUCUCCUUCGAUCCGCUGCCGUUCGUCCACCCCGGCGUCCACGAGCCGUCCGCAUGACCUCACGAUGGUGGAGUCCAGGAGCCAGACGCCACCUUCGACGACGACUUCUACUACCACGAGGGUGCCUACAACCUCAUGAAGACCGCGACAACCACGAGUAGUUAGGAGGUUCCCAGACAGGAGGCCUUGCCUUUUCGAUCGAUGUUGCUUUUGUGCUAGCCUUCUUAAGGCAAACUUGUCCAACUUAUGUCUGUACUCAGAUAUUGUUGC